GCUAUCGCCUCGCCCGCACAAUAGCACGGCGUCCAGCAGCCACUCCAUGGCAGCGUGUGCCGCCGCGACCACCACCGACUCGCAGCUGCAUUCUUCCAUGCUCGACGAACCGCGCGUCAGAUCAACCGCGCAACGGACGCUGUAACGCGGACCGAGCCAUCUCCCACUCGACGCACACACACCAUCGCCAACAUGGCAAGCGCGACGCCGCGACCCGGGCUGCAGCACCCGAUGAAGGGCUGCUCCAAGAUCGGCGAGUACGAGAUGAUGCAGAAGCUCGGCGAGGGCACGUUCGGCGAGGUGCACAAGGCGCGUCACCGCAAGACGGGCAGCGUGUACGCGCUGAAGAAGAUCCUGAUGCACAACGAGAAGGACGGCUUCCCCAUCACGGCGCUGCGCGAGAUCAAGCUGCUGAAGAUGCUGUCGCACGACAACGUCCUCAAGCUGGAGGAGAUGGCAGUGGAGCGCCCCAAGGCCGAGGGCAGGAAGCGCGCCAUCCUCUACAUGGUCACGCCGUACAUGGAUCACGACCUGUCGGGUCUGCUCGACAACCCGGACGUCAAGUUCUCGGAGCCGCAGAUCAAGUGCUACAUGCUGCAGCUGUUCAAGGGCCUGCGCUAUCUGCACGACAACCACAUCCUGCACCGCGACAUGAAGGCCGCCAACCUGCUCAUCAACAACCGCGGCCGCCUCCAGAUUGCUGAUUUUGGUCUGGCGCGCCAUUACGAUGAGACUCCGCCACAGCGCGGGAAAGGCAACGGCACCGCGACAAGAGAGUACACGACACUGGUGGUGACGAGGUGGUAUCGCCCGCCCGAGCUGCUUCUCCAGCUGCGGCGAUACACACCAGCCAUCGACAUGUGGGGUGCAGGCUGCGUCUUUGGCGAGAUGUUCAAGCGCAAGCCCAUCCUCGCCGGCAACAGCGACAUCCACCAAGCAACAAUCAUAUUCGACCUGGUCGGCACGCCCAACGACCAGACCAUGCCUGGAUGGGAUGAGCUUCCUGGCGCCGAGGCCGUCGUCAAGGGCUAUCCCAAAGGCACUGGCAACAUUGCCCAAGUGUUCCGCGAGCUCUCUCCGACUGGACUGUCCCUGAUCAAAGAGCUUAUGAAACUCAACUGGCGCACGCGAAUCAACGCCAUUGACGCAAUUGACCACCCAUACUUCAAAGAAAGCCCAAAACCCAUGCGCGAAGAAGACAUCCCCCACUUCGCCGACUCGCACGAACUCGACCGCAGAACCGCGCGCGGCAAACAACAAGCACUCCCCCCAGCACCCGCAGGCGGCACCGUUGGCGGCGGACCAAACGGCGAAUGGACAGGCCAAGGCCCACCGCCGCACGCCUGGCAGAACGGCGACCGACGAUACGGCGGCCCACAAGACCGUGGACCACCCGGCGUCGAUCGCCCACCAAGAGGUUACGACCGUCGCCCAGGCCCCUACGACCACAGACCACCUCCACCCCCACCUCCAGAAGGCCGACGACCAAACUGGGGCAACGGCGCACCGCCCGCCGGCGACGGCAGAAACUCCCUCCAACCUCCCCGCUACGCGCAGGAUCGCAGACCACAGCAACCAGGCGGUGACGUAUAUAUACCCACAUACAACGAGAACGGCCCGCGACGAUCGAGGGAACCGGAUGAGAGGCCGAGGCGGGGGUCGCGGGAUAGCGGCAAUUCGCGCGAGGGACCUCAGGAUGGGGGGAGAGCGUAUCGGGACCGAGACCGCCAGUCUGAGAAUCGAAAUUUGGGGAGAAGGGAUGGUAGGACGAGGAGUAGGAGUCCUGAGCGGAGGGAUAGGAGGGAUCGCGAUGCGGAUAUUUAUCGCAGGCGGUGAUGAGGGUUGGGCGAGGGGGGUGUGCAUGGCGUCACGGACGGUGCAGUAUAUGGAAUGAAGGAAUGGAAUGGAUGGAGGGAUGUGAGACUGUGGUUUAGACACUGGUCUUCUUCUUCUUCUUUUUUUUUAUCGCGUGGAGUAGAGUGGGUGCAGCAUUUUCUGGCGUUUUGUUCUUGAUACCACACACCAUAUCAUACUAUACUAUACCAGCUUUACUAGAAGCAACGCU
Dothidotthia symphoricarpi CBS 119687 is the source of this 2065-nucleotide messenger RNA. Its product is annotated as Pkinase-domain-containing protein. Bases 193 to 1836 code for a protein of 547 amino acids. Gene Ontology annotation, cellular component: nucleus. Gene Ontology annotation, molecular function: cyclin-dependent protein serine/threonine kinase activity; ATP binding. NCBI's taxonomy places the organism in Eukaryota, Fungi, Ascomycota, Dothideomycetes, Pleosporales, Dothidotthiaceae. The record is from RefSeq and is a predicted model, not a curated record. Gene Ontology annotation, biological process: protein phosphorylation. The transcript has a single exon.